AUGCUGAGCCGCCUGCAGGAGCUGCGCAAGGAGGAGGAGACGCUGCUGCGGGUGAAGGCGGCGCUGCACGACCAGCUCACCCGCCUCAAGGUGGAAGAGCUGGCACUGCAGUCUAUGAUCAGGUCCAGAGAGGAGAAGGCAACAGUCCCUUCGGCAGCCGUUGCAGAGGAGACGCACAAAACUCUUGGGCAGAUGGACAAUGAGGCUGCUAUCAAUCAAACUGAAUUACACCUAAGUCUUCAAGAUCAUGAAGAGGAGGAGGAAGAGGAGGAGGAAUCUGAUUCUUGAGAGAAAAAAAUCAGAGGUGGUUUUUAAUACAGACUCAGGAAUUUCUUCUUCACUCAUAUAAAAUUCACCGACUGAUUUUCAUUUUGUUCUGUAUAUGAACUAUAUGAUAUGCAAGACUCUUGGAGCCUAGGGAAGUUACACUUGAACACAUGAAUGUCGCAAGCUUGGCACAUCUUGACUUAGAUGUUAAAAGAAUGAAAAUUUGCUGCACAAAUAUGUAGCAUAAUCUGUUCUGCAUUUAAAACCUAAUGUAGCUUACUACAUCUUUGUAUGCAGAUGGGAGAAGUCGUUAAUCAAGUCAGACUAAUUUAACACGUACACUAAAAGCAAUAAGUUGUCUGUUCUUAUUUCCUGAUGCUGAAAAAUAAAACCAGGCCAUGGAGGCUGGUUGCUGAACCAAUGAUUAUAUUAUAACCUCAUUUGCCUAAACUGGGAAUUUUAAGAUAGGUGGUGAGAAAAGAUGUGUCCAGGAUUGUCUCCAGGCUUUCAGCUGCUAUGCGCUCAGUUACACAGACGACGGGACUUACGCUCCCUAUCAAUGCGAUCGAGAUGUAGGUGUUCUUACACGGGGAGAAGCAGGUACUGCAUCUGAGUGCGGUAACGAGGUGGCCUCUCUGUACCUACUGGUGCUCUUCUUAAGUACUGUCUGUCUGACUGUAACAGUGAGGUAUUCUCUACUUCCUGCUCUUUCAGCGUAGCAGCCAAUUAGCCUUUUAUUUGUCCACAAAUUGUACAGUAAGAAUUGGUCCCUGUUACUUGUAAUAAGGAACUAGUAUUUUUAAAUUAGUGUUACCUUCUUUUUCCCUCACAGUAACUUCAUAAAUCAAUGCAAGUCCACCUUCUGCUUUCAAGUGAGCUUUGAGGAGGAGUAGGAAUUUAAGAACUUAGUAAUAAAACAGAAAGUGAAGUCCCCUCCAUAAUUUCUUUAAUGGUACGGUAACAUGCUAGUGCUGCUCUUACCGGUAGACAGUAUGUUCUUUCUCCUCGUGGAGUGCACACACCAUGGGGUGCAGCUGGUUAUUUUAUCAAUUCUUAAAGACUUGUUUUAAAGCACAGAAACCCAAACUGAUUAAAAACAAUAAAAGUAAUAUUCUAACAACUCAGCCACUUUGUCAGCUGUCUUACUAGGAAAAUGGUCAGUUAUAUCAAGGGUUGUUUAUUGCACAACUCUGAUCUAAAGGUGCUGUUGCUGUCUCUGGCAUCAUUCAGAGAAAACAGAGUAAACACUCUGCUGAAGUUUGCUUUUAAGAGCAGGAAAGGAAUGUGGAAGUGUGUCCUGCGUCCUGGGUGUGGUCAGAACACACAAUUCAACCUCCAAUGAGUUCCUGCCACUUGCUUGAGGAGAGAUUGUUUAUUUGGCUCUUACUUGGUUUGUAGCGAUAGAAACUGAAGGCUGGAACAUAAAUGUAGCUUCAUCCUGUACUAAAAACUAAUUCGUUUUUGAAAAUCCUGGAUGUCUUAAUGAAGGAGCUUACAACAUGAGUGCAGAAGAUUUAGCAAAGCUUUCCGAAGACUGACAGGUAAAAAAAACCUGAAAGUCUGAGCUGAAAAUGUUACGGCUUGGAGUGUCAAAUAAUUCUUUGAAAGUGGGUUUGUAAGGAGCUCAGAAGCCAGCCUGUCCCUCCUUCGUGUGGUUCAGCUCCAAAAGGGUAAUUUUGACAGCUGAAGAAUGUUGUUUGUCCCCAGCAUGGUCCAGAGCAGUUUUCAUGGCUAUACUUCCUGCUGCCUUCUGUGAAUGAGUCCCUUGCUUGCUUUUGGAUUAAAACAGACCAGUUCUAUUGCAUGCUGCAAUAAAGUACUUUUCCUGGUGUCCUACUACAUAAAACUGUGCUUGCCGUGUUCAAAUUAUUGCUGUCUGUGGCGCAAACAAGUAAAAUGGGAGUUAAAUCUCUAAAAACUUGCUGUUCAUGUAUUCCAUAUUUCUUUUAUCAAAUAUUAAAAAGUAUUAUUGUA
Molecule: messenger RNA, 2241 nt
Organism: Gymnogyps californianus (California condor)
Lineage: Eukaryota; Metazoa; Chordata; Aves; Accipitriformes; Cathartidae
Gene: SNAPC5
Product: small nuclear RNA activating complex polypeptide 5
Exons: 3
Coding region: 1-288 (95 amino acids)
Biological process (GO): transcription by RNA polymerase II; transcription initiation at RNA polymerase III promoter
Cellular component (GO): nucleus
Source: RefSeq, a predicted model, not a curated record